AUGGUAUCAGAGCGAUCCAGAAGCUAUGCCACGGCCGUUGUAAUGGAAGGCGUCGCCGGCGACAAUCCCGGUCAAUCAGAGUUUGCCGGAGCUCCCCCAAAUCCCAUUCCGGCUCAGAAUCCGGCGAAUCAACGCAGCGACGAGUUUGACGACCCCCUCUUCCUGCAUGUGACAGAGAAUCCCAACCUGAGUUUGGUCUCCCUCCCUCUAACCGAGAUCAAUUAUGCCUCUUGGAGCAGGGCAAUGCGAAUUGCCCUUGAAGUCAAAAACAAAUUCGGUUUUGUCAAUGGCACAGCUCUGAUUCCAGAAGAGACUGAUCCGAGAAUUGGAACCUGGAGAAGAUGCAAUCGCAUAGUGUGUUCUUGGAUCUUGAAAUCAGUCAGUCCGGAGAUUGCUGAGAGUAUAAUGUACUUCGAUAAAGCCUCAGAGAUUUGGAGUGCAUUGCAGAAAAGGUAUUCCCAAUCUGACCCUCACAAGAUUUCUGAAAUUCAAAAUGAAAUAUUCAAGAAUCAACAGGGAAAAAUGUCUGUGAAUGAAUACUUUACUAGGAGUAAUGCCUUAUGGCAGCAGCUGAAUGCCCUAAGGCCCCUACUCCUCUGUGAGUGUGUGCCUAGAUGUUCUUGUACCUUGAUGAAAAGAAUGCAAAAACAAAGAGAAAAAGACCAAAUAAUCCGGUUUCUGGAAGGUUUUAGUGAAGAUUAUGAAACAAUUAAGUCCGGAGUUCUUGUUAUGGAUCCAAUUCCGGAUAUGGAGAAGGUCCUAAAUAUGACCUUAAAGCUAGAAAGGAAGAUUAAAGGGACCAUUGCCCAGAAGGCCACUGAAUUCAUUCAAACCAAUGUGGUCCACAGUGCUCAGGAUCAGAUUGAUGAAGAACAGUCCUCACUCACAGCUGCUACUUUUAACAAUAAGAAGAAGUUUCAAAACUUUGGAGGAAAGAAUGUGCCCAAGUGCACCUUCUGUGGGAUGAAUGGGCACACUAUUGAGAAGUGUUAUAAGAAGAAUGGGUACGCCCCUAGUUGGGUUACAGGUUACAAGUCCAAGAACAAGCAAUCCCAAGAGAUGCAACAGCCAUCCACCUCCUCAGUAAAUCAUAUAUCUGACACAGGACUAUCUGUUGAUCAAUUUCAAAGGUUGUUAACCCUUCUGCAAAAUCAGAAUCAUGGUGUUAGCAAUGCAGCUGUGACAGUUAGACCAACUGGAAUCAGUCCAGAGUUUAGAGAAACAACUGAAGGCCAUUCAAAAGGUAUUCCUAUUCCUGAUAUUCAUGUUAACACCCUCUCAAGCACUCAUAUGAUAUGGAUAUUGGAUUCAGGAGCUACAGACCACAUUACAUGCUCCUUGCAAUUCUUUGAUAAAUGUUGCAGAAUUGAGGGAGUAUCUGUUAAAUUACCAAAUGGUGAGGUUGUGAGUGUCACACGUGUAGGACAAAUUAUAUUUGAUAAGGGACUCAUAUUGGAAAAUGUCUUAUACAUACCAUCUUUUACCUUUAAUAUUGUCUCUGUCAGCAAACUAGCUAGGCAAUCAAGGUGCAAACUUGUGAUGAGUGUUGACUGUUGUGAUAUUCAGGGUUCCCUUGGAACAGUGGCUGGUUUUGCUAAGGAAAGCAAUGGUUUGUACCUGAUAAAGGUUCCUCCUGUCAAGAAACAACUAUUGUCAUUAGAUAGGAAUGAUUCUAAAUGUAAUAGCUUGACAGUUAAAUUGUGGCACAAUAGAUUGGGGCACUACCCCAUUAAUAAAAUUCCUUUUCUGAAUGGAGUUGAUAUUGAAUCAGUGUAG
Ipomoea nil (Japanese morning glory) is the source of this 1776-nucleotide messenger RNA. RefSeq lists its product as uncharacterized. The record is from RefSeq and is a predicted model, not a curated record. The transcript has a single exon. The coding region runs from base 1 to 1776 and encodes 591 amino acids. Lineage: Eukaryota; Viridiplantae; Streptophyta; Magnoliopsida; Solanales; Convolvulaceae.